This is a messenger RNA of Vigna unguiculata (cowpea), 633 nucleotides long. RefSeq lists its product as uncharacterized. The record is from RefSeq and is a predicted model, not a curated record. Lineage: Eukaryota; Viridiplantae; Streptophyta; Magnoliopsida; Fabales; Fabaceae.
AUGCCCCCAAUAACCUUCACGGACGACGAUUUUCAAGGCCUUGAUCACCAGCAAGAUGACCCUAUGGUCAUCACCGUUGAAAUAGAAAACUACGUAGUCAAGAAAGUCCUCGUCGACCAAGGCAGCUCCGUCGACAUCCUCUAUUGGGCCACGUACCAAAAACUUCAACUCACAGACACCGCCGUGGUCCCAUACGACGAACCGAUUUCUGGCUUUUCCGGGGAGAAAGUUUCCACCCGCGACUACAUUGACCUCCAUAGCAUCUUCCGUGAUGGCACCCAAACAAAGACAAUUCCUAUCCGCUUCCUUAUCGUCGACGCACCUACAUCUUAUCACGUACUCCUUGGCCGCCCUUCACUCAACACUCUUGGCGCUGUUGUUUCCACACCUCAUCUAGCCAUGAAGUUCCCCUCCCCAUCUGGCGACAUCCUCACCAUUCAUGGCGACCAAUGCCUUGCACGCGAAUGCUACAUGGCCAGCUUACGCCCACAGCUUCCCAUCCUACAAACCAAUCAUAUUGGGCGACCACCCGGCUCUAAGAUCGCCUUGUCUGGUGACGAUCUAGAUCCCAGAGUUGGUCGAGAUGUCCGCCUUGAACCUGUUGAAGAAACCACCUCCCCUAGAGCUCCCUAA